Molecule: messenger RNA, 703 nt
Organism: Olea europaea var. sylvestris
Lineage: Eukaryota; Viridiplantae; Streptophyta; Magnoliopsida; Lamiales; Oleaceae
Product: protein ANTHESIS POMOTING FACTOR 1-like
Exons: 5
Coding region: 1-339 (112 amino acids)
Cellular component (GO): Set1C/COMPASS complex
Molecular function (GO): protein binding; chromatin binding
Source: RefSeq, a predicted model, not a curated record
AUGCUUUUGACUACACCAGAUGGGCAUAUUCACGUUCUUGAUUCCUUUCGUGGUACCCUUUUAUCGACAUAUAAUGUGAAGCCUGUUUCACGUAAUUCAACUUUGGAGGCGUCUUUCGGCCCAGAGGGAACGUAUGUUAUAUCAGGUUCUGGUGAUGGUAGUGUUUAUGCUUGGAGUGUUCGGAGUGGAAAAGAAGUGGCAAGUUGGAUGAGUUCACAAGCCGAACCACCUGUAAUCAAAUGGGCUCCAGGAAGCUUGAUGUUUGUAACUGGUUCUUCGGAGUUAUCAUUUUGGAUUCCAGACUUGUCCAAAUUAUCGGCUUAUGUUGGAAGAAAGUAGAAACUGGAAAUUUAUUUGGUGUUCUUCUCUGGCAUGCCCAUCAAAUUGGGUUCAUGUUUCUCCGAUGAUUUAUUUUGCUUGAUUUUCUGGAGCACAUUACCUGUGAGGCAUUUGCCGCAUUUCUGGUCUGUACCAUUGAUGCAUUUUUCACACGGAAAAGAAGAAUGGGGUUCGACACGCCCACUUGUUGAAGAAAUGCACGCUGAUGGGUAUUAUUCACAUGAGGCAUGUCCGAAGAUGUAACGAUAUGUGAUUGUUAUCCUUUCCUGGUAGUUCAAGGUAUUUUUAUUUUAUUUUCUUUAUGGAUGAAAUCCAUCUAGAUCAAGGCAUAAGUUUUUAAGCUUCAAUGUGAGGUUUCCACUAA